AUGUCUGUGACACUAAACACAGAUGUUGGUGAUAUUAAAACACAAGUCUUCUUUGAGCAGACACCCAAGUCAUGUGAAAAUUUCUUGUUUCUUUGUGCUAAAAUAGCAGUCAUUUCAUGGUUCCAACAGGAGAGAGAUCUAAUAGGUUCUGGGAAAGGAGGCAACAGCAUCAGGGGCAGGAAAUUUGAAUAUGAAUACAGGAACUACCUUACAGGAGGAGUUACAACCAUAGCUAAUCAUGACCCAAAUACCAAUGGAUCACAGUUCUUCAUUACUUAUGGCAAGCAGCUUCAUUUGGAUACAAAGUACGCAGUGUUUGAAAAGGUAGUAGAUGAUCUAGAGGCUUUGGAUGAACUACAGAAGAUCCCAGUAAAUGAAAAAAAUAUUUUAGUCUCUUAA
Messenger RNA from Monodelphis domestica (gray short-tailed opossum), 399 nucleotides. Lineage: Eukaryota; Metazoa; Chordata; Mammalia; Didelphimorphia; Didelphidae. The record is from RefSeq and is a predicted model, not a curated record.